UGGGAAGAGGACGACGGACUUCGCGCGUGUUCGUGCAACUCGCGAUCAUCGAGCAUAUGUGUUCUCACAACACUCGCGCUGUUACGUUACCGUCAGUCGUCGACGGUCGCUCGACGAGUCAACACGGGAGUUAAUCGCGGUCCGUCGAUCUCGCGUGACCUCGUGGAGCGUUUCGUCUACUGUAAAGCCGACCAACGAGAAGAAUCUUGCAGUGCUGAUAAUCGUGACAUCAUACGGCGUGUUACAUUAACGUCAUCGUCGCCGUCGCCCGUGUCGCUGUCAAUCGUAGUGAAAAUGCCCGCGCAGCUCAGCAAAUUUUCGUUUGAAGCGGCAUGCAUGGAUUACGCUCACCCAUGGACGAGCUCCUGUGCCAGCGCAAAUGUUGGUCUCGGUCUACACUCCCUGCAGGAAUCCCUCAGGAUAUACACGACCGUUUACAUUAUUGCGUUUUUAAUGAAAAGAAAAAUGCCGUCGAGAGAAGAUGUCAAAAAAACUAUAUUGGGCAUCCUCCAAUCCACAGCGUUCCUUUCGUGGAGUGGUUUUUCGUACUCCUUAUUUAUAUGUUUAUUAAGGCGAAUGCUCGGACGUUUUUAUAUGCCGACUGUAUCUUUUCUUCCGUCCUUCUUAUCUAGCCUAAGUAGCAUUGUGAUAGAAAGAGCUUCUAGGCGUACGUUAUUAUGUCUCUACGUAUCGAACAUUGCAACAGAAACGUUGUUCAGAAUGGGUGUGUGGCGAGGAUACAUCUCGCCAAUUCCGAGAGGAGAGGUCUAUAUCUUUGCUGUAAGCGUAGCUGUGUUACUGUAUUUCUACCGUUCAAAGACAAAUAAGCAGGAUCAAAUAUAUAAAAUAUUUAGAAUGAUUGUUGGGCGAUACGAAGAGGCUGAAUAUCAUAUGAAGAAAAACCAACAUCCUGAAACGUCUUCAAGAGGCAACGAGACUGACGAUGCAAGAAAUGACAGAAGUAUACGUAGAAGCUCCGCAAGACAUAAAUUUGGUAUUCUAUGGAAGUCUUUUGAAGCAUACAAGUAUAUUAUUAAUAGCUUAAAGGCACAAAGUAAGGAUCCUUCGUGUUCGCAUCCUUAUAGCUGCGCACAUUACAUUUUAGCGGACAGUGCAAAAAUCUUCAGUUACGGUGUCUGCGGGCAAAUAGCGCUUAAAUUAAUUUUACAAUUCAAAAGAUUGCUUCAAAAGCCAAAAUUACUAAAAUCUACAAUCUUUCAAAGAGAAAAUAUAAAUUUAGCUGUGUUUCUUGGAGGAUUUGCGGGCCUUUAUAAGUUAGUAUCAUGCAUGUUGAGAAGAACCUUUCACAAAGAUUCGCACAUUUACGCUAUUCCUGCUGGACUUAUUGCAAGCGUAACGUUUAUGGCAUAUCCCAAUUCUACCAUAGCCUUAUAUUUUAUGUGGAAAGCAUUACAGUUGUUGUGGAACAAUGCAGUAGAAAAUGAGAAACUACCUGAAGUAAAGUGGUUUGCAAUCUUGUUGUAUUGCUUUAGUACAGCACUUCUUUUCCAUGUAGCUAUAUUGGAACCACAAAACUUGAGAUCGUCCUAUUGGAGAUUUCUUUAUAAUAUGUCCGGGGGAAGAAUAGCAGUGAUGUCCCGGAUACCUUUGAAUGUAUUUGGUUUGGAAACCAGCAAAAAUUUGCAAGAAGUGCUCAGAAAGACAAAAACCACAGAUCAGCUCAGCUUUUCUUUUUGAAAUAUCGAGUUUAUAUGAAAAGUGACAAUACGUACCUUGUCUGUUAGUGUCUUUUUUUUUUAUUUCUCUUGGAAACGUAGUUUUCCAAAACCAAAGACAACGUUUACAUUAUAUACAUAUUAUACAUUAAAUUCUAUAAAGUAAAUUCUGUGCGAUAAUGUAAUAAGUAGCAAAAUGUAUAGCGUAGCGAUCUAGACAUCGACGUUUCUUUUUUUUUUCUGCAGUCUAAUUCGUAGCGAUGCGCGAUGGUGCUUGGAUAUAUUGUGAUACUAAACGAACUUAAUACUUUUAUAAAUAGAUAUAACUUAUGUAAUUUAAUAUAUUUGAUUGUUAUGGUGUGAUAAUUAUGUAUGUCCGGGAAACAGAUAAAUGAUAUUAUUUAAAUGGA
This is a messenger RNA of Solenopsis invicta (red fire ant), 2086 nucleotides long. RefSeq names its product transmembrane protein 135. The transcript has 10 exons. The coding region runs from base 295 to 1698 and encodes 467 amino acids. The record is from RefSeq and is a predicted model, not a curated record. Lineage: Eukaryota; Metazoa; Arthropoda; Insecta; Hymenoptera; Formicidae.